Molecule: messenger RNA, 2548 nt
Organism: Eruca vesicaria subsp. sativa (arugula)
Lineage: Eukaryota; Viridiplantae; Streptophyta; Magnoliopsida; Brassicales; Brassicaceae
Source: the annotation of a GenBank genome assembly
GGACAAAGAAAGCUUUGCAAUUUGCAGACUCAUUCAUUAUUAUUUGUACCCAUCUUCCCUUAACCAAAAAAAUGUCAACAGAAGAUAAGUGGUGAAGAAAGAGAUAAUCAGACAAGCCCUUUAAGUUCUGUUCUUUGUGUGUUUUGGUUCCUGUCUGUAGAAGAAAUGGGAAGCAAAUGGCGAAAAGCAAAGGUAGCUUUAGGUGUAAAUCUUUGCCUAUACGUUCCUAAAACGCUUGAAGAAGAGUCAAGAAGAUCAGACGACACCGUUUCGCUUUCUCCGGUAACGGUUCGAAGACCCACGACGCCGGUUCCUUCCUCCUCUGGUCUACGGUUGCCUCGUUCCUUUAGCAAAUCCUCUUCAAAGAAAACGUGUGCAAUAUGUUUAACGACCAUGAAAGCUGGACAAGGCCACGCAAUCUUCACAGCGGAAUGCUCUCACUCGUUUCAUUUCCAUUGCAUCACCACCAAUGUCAAACACGGCAACCAGUUCUGUCCCGUUUGUCGCGCCAAAUGGAACGAGGUCCCUCUUCAGAGCCCUAAUGCUAAGUCUAAGUCUCCAAUAGUUAGACCAAGAGAUGAUGCUUGGAUGACAAUACCACCACGCAGGUCCUCUCACAACCAACCUCCCUCACGUCCAAGGCCCGUCACAUCGAUCUUUAACACCGAGCCAGCAGUUUUUGACGACGAUGACGCUCUGGAACAUCAAAACCGUAAUGCUGAAACAGAACCUUGUGUUACAAGGAAGUUAGAAGUUAAAACGUAUCCAGAGGUUUCAGAAGUGUUGAGAUCUGUUUCCUUUAAAGAUUUCUCUGUACUGAUCAAUCUAAAAGCUCCUACCGCUUCAAACUCUUCUUCACGGGCCCCUGUUGAUCUAGUCACGGUUCUUGACGUCAGCGGAAGCAUGGCCGGAACAAAGCUAGCGUUGCUGAAACGAGCGAUGGGGUUUGUGAUACAGAAUCUCGGCCCGUUAGACCGUCUCUCUGUCAUCUCCUUCUCCUCAACAGCGCGCCGUAACUUCCCUCUCCGUCUCAUGACGGAGACAGGGAAGCAAGAGGCUCUGCAGUCUGUUAACUCGUUGGUCUCUAACGGAGGGACCAACAUCGCAGAAGCCUUGAGGAAAGGCGCGAAAGUUUUGGUUGAACGGAGAUUCAAGAACUCGGUGUCGAGCAUCGUGUUGUUAUCAGACGGGCAAGAUACAUACACUCAAGGAAGUGAUUACAUAACCUUUCUUCCUAAAGAGAAACGUAUCCCGGUUCACGCAUUUGGGUUUGGUGCUGACCAUGACGCGUCCUUGAUGCAUUCAAUUGCUGAAAACUCCGGAGGGACGUUUUCUUUUAUAGAGUCUGAGACGUUUAUACAAGACGCAUUUGCGCAGUGCAUUGGUGGUCUUCUUAGCGUUGUUGUGCAAGAGCUUUGCGUUAAGGUUGAGUGUGUUCGUCCUGUGAUGAGGAUUGGUUCGGUUAAAGCUGGGAGCUACCGGUUUGAUUCAAGAACCGGUAAGAUUGGAGUUGGUGAUCUCUACGCUGAGGAAGAGAGGAACUUCUUGGUGAAUCUUGACGUCCCUGUUGGAGGUUCAGAUCCUAUGUCGUUGCUUAGGGUUAGAUGUGUUUAUAAAGAUCCGGUGACGAAAGAGACUGUUGAGUUUACUUCUAGUGAAGUGAAGAUUCUCAGACCGGUGGUGAUGUUAGAAGGAAGAAAAGUGGUUUCUGUUGAAGUUGAUAGGCAGAGAAUAAGGUUACGUGCGGCGGAAGCAAUCUCUGAAGCUAGGGUUUUAGCUGAGAGGGGUGAUUUAACUGAAGCUGUUUCGGUUUUGGAAACUUGUCGUGGGGCUUUGUCGGACACUGUGUCGGGACAAGCGGGAGAUCCGUUGUGUGUGUCUUUGUGUGCAGAGCUGAAGGAGACGCAGGAGAGGAUGGCGAGUAGACAAGUGUACGAGACUUCGGGUAGGGCUUAUGUACUAGCUGGUCUGAGCUCGCAUUCGUGGCAAAGAGCCACGGUGAGAGGUGACAUGAGUGGUGGUGAUACUACGACGGUUAGUUAUCAGACGCAGUCAAUGGUGGAUAUGGUGAAUCUUUCUCAGACCAUGAAGUUUGGUUCCCCUUUGGUGGCUAGUUCUAAUAAGUCCAACUCAAGUUCGAAUCAGAGGAAACUUCGGCAGGCUCUUACGUUUCCGGCGAGGCCAAGACCUAGGUGAUUUUGCUUGGUGGAAGAGAUUAUGAAUUUUUCAAAUGUUUGUUUUUUGUUUUGGGAUUGGGAGGGGUAGUUUAUGCUAAAAUUUCUCAAUUUUGGGGGGUAUAAGUUGAAUGCUUAGUUUCUUGUGGGGUUUGAAACAAAAAAAAAAGUGACAAAUGUGGUAAUGCAGGCUAUGUAUAUAUAUAUUAUUGGCAUUUAUAGUAAUAGUGGUUCUUUUUUUUUUCUUAAUUAUAAUUUUGUUAUUUUCCUUAAUGUGUUUAGUGAGGUAUAACCGUCUAGUGUGUGUGUGUACGUUGUGAAUAUUGUGAUUUUUUUUUUCUGGAACACAAGUGAAUAUUGUGAUUGUGGAGAGA